CGGCCCCCUCCUGCGCGGGGCGGCCGCGGAGCCUCGGCCGCACAGAUCGCUCAGGAAAAGACCAUUUCCUCUGCCCUCACCCUGAAGAACAGUUUAAUUUACCUUAGGAGUUUCCCAGCAGACCACAGGGAGCCCUACAAAGGGUCAGAGCUUGAGGAUAGCUGGACUCCAGACACCAACAUGACUGAGCGCUUUGAUUGCCACUACUGCAAAGAGUCUCUGUUUGGUAAGAAGUACAUCCUGAAGGAGGACAGCCCCUUCUGUGUGAAAUGUUAUGAAAAUCUUUAUUCCAACACCUGUGAGGAAUGCAAAAAACCUAUUGGCGCUGACUGCAAGGAUCUGUCUUAUAAGGACCGCCACUGGCAUGAAACCUGCUUCCACUGCUUCCAGUGCAAGAAUUCCUUGGUGGACAAACCUUUUGCUGCAAAAGAGGAACAUCUACUUUGUACUGACUGCUACUCCAAUGAAUACUCUUCCAAAUGUAAUGAGUGCAAGAAGACUAUUAUGCCAGGUACUCGGAAGAUGGAAUACAAGGGCAACAGCUGGCAUGAGACCUGCUUUAUCUGCUACCGCUGCCAGCAGCCUAUUGGGACAAAGAGCUUCAUCCCUAAGGACAAUCAAAACUUUUGUGUCCCCUGCUAUGAAAAGCAGUUUGCCAUGCAAUGUGUCCAGUGCAAGAAGGCUAUCACCACGGGAGGCGUUACCUACCGGGAGCAACCAUGGCAUAAGGAGUGCUUCGUGUGCACUGCGUGCAAGAAGCAGCUGUCUGGACAGCGCUUCACCUCCAGGGAUGAGUUUGCAUACUGCUUGAGCUGCUUCUGCAACCUGUACGCCAAAAAGUGUGCUGGAUGCACAAACCCAAUCAGUGGACUCGGAGGAACCAAGUACAUCUCUUUUGAAGAACGGCAGUGGCAUAAUGAUUGCUUUAACUGUAAGAAGUGCUCCCUUUCAUUGGUGGGUCGUGGCUUCCUCACAGAAAGGGAUGACAUCCUUUGCCCUGAAUGUGGAAAGGAUAUUUAAAGCUCAAACUAAGGGGUGAAGAAGAAGGGAUGAAAGCCGUGCUUGCAAUAUAUAGUCUGAAACACAUGGAUGUUUGGAGCUAGCUUUGCCACUCUGUGUCUCACUGUAUUAUUAACAUUUCUUAAUCUUUUUCUUUAUACUCUCCAAAUCUGGAGGGAAAAUAGCUUGAGAAUCUCUAAUAGCAGUGUUGGUGUUUAAGAUUUCUACCAAUAACAAAAACUAAUGCAAAACCCAUGAUGUAAAACUGUUUGGCUGUUUUUGACAUAACUUACCAUUUUAAAGAUUUUUUUCCUAAAAAAUAUUCCAGUUACAAUUGAUGCAGUUCAAGGAUAACAAUGGCCACACACAAUACAUUAAUAGGUGGAUAUCCAGGGUGAAGCCUUCUGCCCACUGAAAUUAAUGGCAAAGGACAUUCAAUUCCAAUAGGGCUGGUGUGAUCCCGGUGUUCUUGAGCUAUGUGACAAGUGUGUGCUGUCAAGUCUGUAGAAAGACUGCAAAAGUAGAGCGUGUUCCAAUGUACAUGGAUUUGUGACAUGCCAUAAAAAGAUAAUGAUGAAACAGUGGAAGUGGGAGUGCUUCAUGACAGGUACAUAUUUUAUUGCAUGUCUAGGUGAUCAUUGUGUGAAGUACAAGUUCUGAUCGACAAUGUCAGUAUUACAGUUAGUUGACAUUACA
Melozone crissalis (California towhee) is the source of this 1695-nucleotide messenger RNA. RefSeq names its product four and a half LIM domains 2 (gene FHL2). Lineage: Eukaryota; Metazoa; Chordata; Aves; Passeriformes; Passerellidae. Gene Ontology annotation, molecular function: transcription coregulator activity; transcription factor binding. Gene Ontology annotation, biological process: negative regulation of calcineurin-NFAT signaling cascade; negative regulation of transcription by RNA polymerase II. The record is from RefSeq and is a predicted model, not a curated record. The coding region runs from base 181 to 1020 and encodes 279 amino acids. The transcript is spliced from 7 exons. Gene Ontology annotation, cellular component: Z disc; nucleus.